Messenger RNA from Morone saxatilis (striped sea-bass), 2610 nucleotides. Its product is annotated as cell surface glycoprotein CD200 receptor 1. The record is from RefSeq and is a predicted model, not a curated record. Lineage: Eukaryota; Metazoa; Chordata; Actinopteri; Moronidae. The coding region runs from base 733 to 1710 and encodes 325 amino acids. Gene Ontology annotation, biological process: regulation of neuroinflammatory response. Gene Ontology annotation, molecular function: signaling receptor activity. The transcript has 7 exons.
UUUGAGACUAUGUAGUUUGUGCUGCUGUUAUAUUUUAUGGUGUCAUAGUAAGAGGUGUUUAUGGUGAUAUUUUGUCCACAGUACACCAUCAUCAUAUCAAUGAAGAGUAUGAGAAACACCUCUCAGUAUAAUGCAGGACAGUUCAACAGCACCACAAACUACUGCCUUAAAAUGUCCUGUCUGGCAGUCAAACCCAUGCUGGAUUUUACGAAGCGUAUAAUACAAAGACACACUGUGAAUGUGUCUUCUUCAUAAAGUUGUCUAGUUUGGGAGUUUUCAUCUUGCCUUGAAAGAGGGUGAUCAUGUGACUAGCAAGAAAGGAAACUGGUGUUUUGGCUUAUCAGACGUCAUCCUGCGUGUUAGAAAAAGGCAGAUGUUUGGGUGGAAAGCGGUUUGGAGAGGGGGAAGAGAAAGAAGAAGGGAGGGAUUUGUUGGUCACAUGUAUUUUAUAUUUCUUUAUCAUGAGGGGUGUCAAAGAUUUUCAGUGUGUCUGGAUGGGGUAGGAGGACCUGCUUCACUCAAACUGAGCUUAUUGGACAUAAAUAGAGAAAGUGAAAUAGCUAAACUAGGGUAAAUGGCAUGAUAGCGCAGGCAAAACCACUCAGCUCAGUCAGAUGUCACUGUAGGCAGUGUUCAGGACUUAGGAUUUAAUUAAAGACUAGACUUGAUGAUCUUACUGGUGUGAGAGGCCCUGUGGUAGCUAAUUUACAGAGGAACCGGAGAUAACUGGAGAUGAGGGACGCGAUGUGGAUUUAUGCCAUCUUCAUCCUCUUGUGGUCUGAAGCAUGGAGCCAGGAUGCAGAAAAGAAUCAAAACACCUCUGCAAACUCCAACACUACUACCCCUUUCAAAUAUACCGUUGACAGACGUACAACUUUCAACCUGGGGAGUGAUGCUGACCUCACAUGCAGUGAUAAGACAUUGAAUGAGACAAUAUAUGUUAUCUGGAAGAUAGACUUGAAAUACAAAGACUGUAAGAUAUCUUUUAGCAAUGAUGGCCGAAGUAUAGAUUCCUGUAAUGAUGGGAAGUCCCUGCAAAACACAUCCAGUGAUAAAUCAUACCUGCACAUCCCAAACUUCUCAAAUGACGACGUGGGGAUCUACAAGUGUGAGAUAGCUUACAGGGGAGGAGGUGAAACUUACAAGAUUGAUGUGUCUAUCACAGUUCCUCCCACUAUAUCAGCCUGGUUAGAGCGUAAGGACAACAUGGUGGUGGCAGUGUGCAAAGCUGAAAGAGGAAAACCUGCAGCCAGCAUCACCUGGAGUCAUAUGGAAAACUUGACGGCUGGGGAGCAUGUGAUUGACUCAAAUGGAUUUUUUACAGUCGAAAGUCGUCAGGAGUUACCUGAGGGAAUGAAUCCAGAAAACCUGAGCUGUGUUAUCAGGCAUCCAUACUGGAGAGAGGAAAAGAUUUUGGUACCAGAACACGGAAAAGGUGCAGAAUGGAUAGCACAACAGAAAGGGUUUAAUCUCUGGGCAGGUUAUGGUCUUUGGCUGCCCAUCCUUAUUGUUGUGGUAAUCUUUGUGCUUCUGAUAGGACUUUUAUGUUAUUUUGCACAAAAGAAACUAAUGUUGAGGCAAUGCCAGCAGUCCAACACCUCACCAUCCAAAUCACCACCGGUGGAGGAUGUGGAGGAAGUGGAGCCCUAUGCCAGCUAUGUUCAACGUGUAAACUCUAUCUAUAACUCAUCUGCAGAUUUGUUCACAUAAAAUCUUGCACAUGCAUCAGUGAGAAACUGAGGGCUGCGAAAGUGAGAAAUGAUGAAAUAGUAAAGAGAGAGAGCUGAAAGUCUUCCGAGAAGAGAGGGAAGCCUCUUAGUUUAAUUCUACUCAAAACUCUUCACUGAUGGAACAGGGGACGUACCUAAUGUCACUCACUGGCUCCUAUGCACCCUACUUGCAACCCACUGCUCUCUGUGUGUGGGUCUCAUGGAGAACAUUAAUAAUAACUACAAAUGAACAGCUGAAUUGUAAAGAAUACCCUCUUCAGACGGAUGCUGCACACAAAGACCACAGAACUAAAGACUUUUGAUGUUUAUGUGAAAUACAUGGGCGGCAAUUAUAUAAUGAUAAUGAUUAUUAUUAUAGCAUGUAUUUAUAGAUAAACUUUAAAGAGAUGCUCACAUUUGAAUGGAUUAUUGCUGUAGUCAAGCCAGUAAGAGUGCCAAGUAAAGAACACAAGUGUAAUUCAGUUAUGAAAUUGCCUCAAGAUAAUAUGGACAAUAUUCUUAUAUCUUAAUGUAUAAUUAUGUAAUUGUGUUUAUUAAAAAUACAUCUGAACUCACUGAUCUCUUUAUAGCUCUACUAAAAAAAAAAAAACUAAACUAAAAAGAGCACUACAAUAGUGCACAUGAAUUUAAUUUUCCACUGACAGUGAGUCAGGAGUAUGUGUGUGUGUGUGUCAGUGUGUCCUUUGUAGGAGCAGAAAGGUACAUCCAAAUAAAUGGUGAGUUUUGGAAUUUGUUUCAGUACUCUCAGACUGAGUGUCGACCUAUUUCUAAAGAAACCCAUAAUGGGGAUAGGAAAUAGAAACCGGAAAGACUGUUCUGCCAUCUACUGGUGAAGAUUAGAACAAAUUAAUCAUCAUAAUCAUUUUAGUCUUUUAUUCCA